AUGCCUCCGCAUAGGGAUGUCUCUCUGGCGUCCGUUUGCUUCGUCGACGUUGCACAAACGCCGGCAUCCCAUCUACCCUUGCACUUCGAAAGUCUGAAUCUCUACGGUCAGACUGCAAAAUUACUCAAAGGGCGGAUGAUAGCGGAUGUCAUCGGCGGAGUGGACUCCCUCACCAUGUGCAUCAUGGAUUGGCAAGAUUAUCACCUGUGGCGUGCGCUUUCGGAACCAGGCAAGGGCGUCGUGCAUUUGGAGCUGGAAGUGCUAUGGACGUUGUCGAAAGAGGAGCGAGAUGUCUUGUGCUACUCCGACAAGGCAUGGAACACCGGUAUGAAGCUGCAAGAACUCACGCUGUGCUCGAGUAGGGGCUAUGCUAAGCAUAGCGGAAGGACCGCGGACGGGUGUUGGGCAAGUCACCUACUUCUUACGAUCCAGACCCAAGAGCUCGCGCUCAUCACAUUGCGUGUCUUUCCUGCGGAUGAUCCCGGUAUUUGGGACCGAUUCGAUUGGGCUGCAGUUGAUGAUGCGGUGACGUCUAAGGACCGGUUUCCGGCUCUGGAAGAACUCGUGAUCGAUAUGGUCUUGCCGAGGGCGCGCAUAGCAGAGUCCUCGUUAUACGAGGAGAGGGUGAACCGACUUCUACCCAAGGCGUUGAAGCAGAAUCUGCUGAUCAUUGAGGGUAGAGAGGAUGACUGGCCUGCGAUAGAAGAUCCUUCAGCUAUGCAAUUAUGA
Punctularia strigosozonata HHB-11173 SS5 is the source of this 729-nucleotide messenger RNA. RefSeq lists its product as uncharacterized. The record is from RefSeq and is a predicted model, not a curated record. Lineage: Eukaryota; Fungi; Basidiomycota; Agaricomycetes; Corticiales; Punctulariaceae. The coding region runs from base 1 to 729 and encodes 242 amino acids. The transcript has 2 exons.